AUGAGGGAUCCCACCAUCAACAUGGAGCAAGACAUGACAGCGAAACCGCAGGCGUCAAGCCUUCAAGCUGAACCACGCAAGAAUCAGAAGUCUGUCCGUGUCGCUUUCGGUCCGGAUUUGGACACUUAUAUCCCCCCGCGCGACAAGUCACCAGCGCCCUCCUCAGGCCACCACAGAUCUUACACCACUGUUGAACAUUCGCAACCAUCGUUUCAUCGUCCAGCCAGCUCAUCGGCAGGAGAUAAUUCGGCUAUUUUCGAUUCGAAUCCUCGGUUGACUUCAGACCGGGCUUCAGACUCGAGCGGAAGACCGACAGCAGCUCUGAAAAGGGUUAGAAGUGACUAUGGGCCGAGAGUGGGAUUCGACAAGUCCGCUGUUGCCGAUGAGGAAGAAGACUUCGCCAUGCGACAUGGGUGGCAGGAGGAGUAUACCUCGAGCGAGUACCUUAAGGUUCUACACUCGAACUUUUAUAUGUACUUCACAGAGAAGCGGCACGAUACAAACGGCAUCCCGAGAGACCCAGUCGGAAGCUGGCCCAGUCAGGAUUGGCGCAUGAAGGAUCGUUUGAAGACAGUCUCGGCUGCCCUGGCCAUCUGCUUGAACAUUGGUGUCGAUCCUCCUGACGUGGUGAAGACAAACCCGUCAGCCAAGCUGGAAUGCUGGGUGGAUCCUACAUCGACCACGGGCGGUGGCCAGAACAAGAUAAUGGAGCAGAUUGGGAAGAAGUUGCAAGAGCAGUACGAAACUCUCAGCUUAAGAACUAGGUACAAGCAGUAUCUUGACCCUUCAGUUGAUGAGACGAAAAAGUUCUGCAUUUCCCUGCGUCGUAACGCCAAGGAUGAGAGAGUACUCUUUCACUACAACGGUCACGGUGUUCCUUUGCCUACACAAUCGGGAGAAAUCUGGGUGUUCAACAAGAACUAUACCCAGUACAUCCCAGUUUCUUUGUAUGAUUUGCAAUCCUGGCUCGCGGGUCCCAGUCUCUUCGUUUUUGAUGUCUCCCACGCCGGGAAUAUCGUGCAGAAUUUCCACACUUUCGUGGAGAAGCACGAAAAGGAGAACCUCGAAGCCAAGAAGCGUGACCCGAACGCUGUCGUUCAAAGCUACGGAGAUUGCAUCCUUCUGGCGGCUUGUCAGAAGAACGAGUCACUGCCUACCAAUCCCGACCUUCCUGCAGACCUUUUCACCUGCUGUCUAACCACGCCCAUAGAAAUAGCGCUGCGCUACUUCAUUCUUCAGAAUCCCCUCCAGACGAACCUGUCAAUCGAUGAAUUCAGAGUCCCUGGUCGUUUGCAAGACCGCAGAAGCCCUCUCGGCGAGUUGAACUGGAUCUUCACGGCAAUCACUGACACUAUUGCAUGGAACACAUUGCCACGGGCAUUGUUCAAGAAGCUUUUCCGCCAAGAUCUGAUGGUAGCUGCGCUUUUCAGGAAUUUCCUGCUCAGCGAGCGCAUCAUGCGCACGUACAAGUGUCAUCCGAUAUCCUCACCCGAACUCCCAGAGACUCAUCAUCAUCCGCUUUGGAAAAGCUGGGAUCUAGCCGUUGAGAUGGUGCUAUCUCAGCUACCGGCUCUCAUUGAUCAUGAAGAAGGCCGCAGACAAUACGAGUAUCAACAUUCCACUUUUUUUGCGGAGCAACUCACUGCUUUCGAGGUCUACCUCUCAUCUGGGCCAACCGAGAAGAACCCGCCGGAUCAACUCCCCAUCGUUCUGCAAGUUCUACUUAGUCAGGCACAUCGGCUAAGGGCCCUCAUCCUGUUGAGUAAGUUCCUCGACUUGGGUCCGUGGGCUGUUCAUCUCGCUUUGAGCAUCGGUAUCUUCCCGUAUGUCGUCAAACUGCUACAGUCAGCAGCCCAGGAGUUGAAACCUGUCAUGGUGUUCAUUUGGGCGCGGAUUAUGGCAGUGGAUCACACUGUUCAGAAUGAUUUGUUGAAGGACAACGGGAUCCAUUAUUUCAUCUCUAUCCUCAACCCUUCCUCACCCAUUCCGGUGGGUAACGCCAGCGAGCACCGAGCAAUGUGCGCUUUCAUUGUUUCGAUAUUCUGUAAGAACUAUCCUCAGGGACAGAAUGUGUGCCUUUCUGGCGAGCUUUUUGACUCUUGUCUGAAGCAUUUGACCGAUGUGGAAAAUCCUUUACUCCGACAAUGGUCAUGUCUCUGCAUCAGCAUGCUCUGGUCCGACUUUCCUGAGGCCAAGUGGAUGGGAAUCCGGUGUGCUGUACCCGCAAGACUUUGCGAGCUCAAUUUCGACCCCGUUCCGGAGGUCAGGGCAGCAAUGCUCCAUGCAGCGACCACGUUCUUGGGCAUCCCUGAUUUGACAGAUCAGGUUGCGCAGAUCGAAGAAUCUCUGGCUUUGGCUGUGCUGCCCAUGGCAUCAGACGGCAGUGUCCUGGUGAGAAAGGAGCUCCUUGUCUUCUUCUCGACCUUUGUCAAACGCUACCAGAACAAAUUUCUGGUCGCUGCAUAUGAAGAGUUCCAGGACGAAAAGCAAACCCUUCUCCUUCGGCUAGAGCACGAUGGCUAUCGAGGCUUCACGCUGGAAGAAGCCCAGAAUGGACCUGCCAAUUCCAGUAACAAAUCACAGAAACUGUCUCAGAAUACCACUUUCGGCACGAUCUGGAAACAACUUCUUAUACUCUCUGUUGACCCGCAUCCUGAUAUUGCGCAAGACGCUAGCACGAUCAUUGACUUCGUCCACCUCACUCUUCUAGCAUCUCCCAUGGCGUCGCUUACUGACAAGGUCCGAAAGGAAAUUAUGGAACUCACUGGCCGGUUGACCCAGAAAAUGCAGGUUCGCGAAAGAGCGGAAUCGAAAAAAGCCGCACCUCCACCAGCUCCCCCCUCCCAGACGGCUACUCCCAAACAGGAAGGAUACUUGUCAUUGAGCAUUAAACGGACAGCCAGUGUGGCCGCUUCACUCAAGAAUCUUGCCUUCGGUGGACCCUCCCAGACCGAUCAACAAUCGUCGCAGAGCGUAACAUCGCCCACCAAAAGCCGCAUGCCCGUCACCCCUCGAGGACGUGCUCCCCCCGAAUGGACCCGGCCCCCGGAAGUCAAUGACCAGGUUGCUCCCGCGGCAGCUUAUCAGCAGGCUCCGAUUCCUACCUCGCGCGGUUUCGAACCCCGAGACCCGUCCCUGGCCCCAGUGAUACCCCUUAUGAGUCGGUUUCUUGAUUGGUCCACAGAGGUAAUCCCAGGCCUUCUCCAUUUGAUUUGCGAACAAUACACCGACAUCUAUGAACAUUUUCUUACCCUUCUUCAGUAUUUCCGUGAGCCCCAGAUGAAGCCCAAUGAGCCUGAUGAACCUGGUAGCGCCGACUACAACGAGCGCCUCUGGAGACGUAGCCGCAACGAGAAGAUCAUCACGGAAACCCAGCCCCUCAAGGGAAAAGCAGGCAGCAGUCGCUGGGAUAAUUCUCUGGCCCUUCUAACUAACACCAGUCAGCCCCUGAAGAUGUGUUUCCAUCAGUUUGAGGAUCACCUCGCAGUCGCGGAUGACCGGGACACGAUCGCAAUCUGGGACUGGCAGAGACACAAGCGUCUCAAUAGGUUUUCCAAUGGGAACCCACCGGGCUCGAGGAUCAACGAGAUUCGUUACAUCAACGAGGACGAUCAAGCGUUGUUGAUGACGGGAUCCUCCGACGGGGUGCUCAAAGUAUUCAGGAAUUACGAGUCUGCGAAGGGGGUGGAGAUAGUGACGGCUUUCCGUGCUUUGCCGGAACUAAUUCCAAGCAAUAGAAAUGCUGGUCUGGUCUUCGAUUGGCAGCAAGGCCAAGGCAAAGCACUGGUUGCUGGAGAUGUGAAGGUGAUCCGUGUGUGGAACGCGGCCACUGAAGUCUGCACCAACGACAUUCCUGCACGCUCAGGCUCUUGCAUUACCUCCCUUACUUCCGACCAGGUAGCGGGGAACAUCUUUGUGGCUGGAUUUGGCGACGGUGCAGUCCGCGUGUUCGAUCAGCGUCUGAAGCCUACAACCUCGAUGGUGAAGGUCUGGCGUGAGCACAAGCAAUGGAUCACCAAUGUUCACAUGCAACGGGGUGGAUUGAGGGAGUUGGUGUCCGGCAGCCGGAAUGGCGAGAUCAGAUUGUGGGAUCUCCGCAUGGAUGACCCUAUCUCCACGAUCUAUGCCACCAAAGAUACUCUCAGGACGUUGAGUGUUCACGAGCACGCUCCCGUCUUCAUGGUGGGCACGAAUCGCCAUGAGGUCAAGACAUUCAACAUGGAUGGAACCUAUCUGUCCACGUUCGAACCAUAUUCAAGCUUCCUGCACCACAACCGCUCUUCCCCAAUUGCAAGCACUGCCUUCCACCCACAUCGUACCAUUCUUGCCUGCGCUGCGCUUAAUGAUAAUCAUAUCAACCUUGUGAGUUGCUAG
Molecule: messenger RNA, 4374 nt
Organism: Aspergillus thermomutatus
Lineage: Eukaryota; Fungi; Ascomycota; Eurotiomycetes; Eurotiales; Aspergillaceae
Product: ubiquitin-binding TORC1 subunit KOG1
Exons: 5
Coding region: 1-4374 (1457 amino acids)
Biological process (GO): cellular response to amino acid stimulus; positive regulation of cell growth; TOR signaling
Cellular component (GO): TORC1 complex; cytoplasm
Molecular function (GO): protein-macromolecule adaptor activity; protein binding
Source: RefSeq, a predicted model, not a curated record